Gryllus bimaculatus (two-spotted cricket) is the source of this 1448-nucleotide messenger RNA. The record is from the annotation of a GenBank genome assembly. NCBI's taxonomy places the organism in Eukaryota, Metazoa, Arthropoda, Insecta, Orthoptera, Gryllidae.
UUAGUUUGCAUUCGUACGUCCCGCCCUGAAAAUCAAAUCCUUUAAAUUUGAGUAUAGUUUUUGUAGUGGUAGUCCUGCUGAGUACCAUCUUCGUAUAUCCGGUUUAACUGUUACUUUCUUGACGGAGUUUUGCAAAUUUCCAGCGAAAGUAGUAAUUUUGUACAUCCCUUACACCACUCUGAUGAAUAGUUUUAUUCAAUUUAACAUUGUAUUGAUAAACCAAAGUUGAGGAAGAGAAUUAUUUUUAAAGUGUUGACACGUAUUUUUUCUCUGUAUGAUACAUCUUCAUAAAAUGUAACUUAUUUAUGUUUUCAGUUUUUUCUCAGAAUUUUUUUGUUGUGCGAUUAACGAAUCUGAAAGCAAGUUUUCUGAGAAGGUGUUCGUUCAAAGAUUGUGACGUUUUCAGUUGCUAGUGGGAGGGGAGUAGUACACGUCUGGUACACGUUGUAAAUGUUGGACCGGUAGGACGCAAAGAAAAAUGGAAUUUCUCUAUAGCUUACCUUUCAGAGUGCUUGAAGUACCGAACUUGAAAAUUAAAAGACCAUCAUGGUUGCAUCAACCUUCUUCUAUGGUUAUGUUUUCUUUGGUACUUUUGUCAUAUUUCUUGGUUACUGGAGGGAUAAUAUAUGAUGUCAUAGUUGAGCCUCCUAGUGUAGGUUCCACAACAGACGAGCAUGGACACUCCAGGCCAGUUGCUUUUAUGCCUUACCGAGUGAAUGGCCAAUAUAUAAUGGAAGGCUUGGCAUCAAGUUUUUUGUUUACUAUGGGAGGCCUUGGUUUUGUUGUUUUGGAUCACACUCACAGCCCGUCCACACCUAAAUUGAAUCGCAUUCUUCUAAUAUCUGUUGGCUUUUUGUGUAUAUUGGUUUCAUUCUUUACAUGUUGGGUGUUUAUGAGAAUGAAGCUUCCUGGUUACCUCCAAUCAUAAAUGGGAUUUAUAUUGAUUGUGAAAUGGAAAAGUCAAUUUUGUACAAAAAGAAAUUUCGGCAAUUUAUAAGUUUGAAAUUAUUGUAUUUUAUACAUCUUUGCCAUAGUGCGGGCCAAUAUUCCCAUUUCAAUGUGUGAAAAUUUUACAAAUACUGAAUUUUUCUCAGGAAUUCUAGGCACCCAACCAAACAGAUUGUCAUUGAUGUGGGAAAUUUGGCUCAAUGUGUAAAUAAUGUGCACUUCCAGACUUUUAUUCAGUUCUGACUUCAAGAUACAUUAAUUAUAUUGUAGAAAAAUCUCUAAUUGUCCAGUCUCCACUACAGGCCUGAGUUUCUUUGGUUCACUAUAAUAUGAGCUAAUUCUGAGUAGGCAUACAUGAGUAGACACUAAAUAACUAUGAAAGUGUUAAAUAUAAAUAUUUUUGCCACAAGAAUUUGCUAUGAGACAUAGUUCCAUAUUGAUUCUGACAUCGUGGCCAUUUUACAGUAAUUGCAAUUUAUCAAUUGUGACACUUGUUACUA